UCCAUUCACCACACAACUUCGCCGGCUGAACAGACUCGCUGGGCUCGGCAAAUCUUGCUAACCUAAUUCAGAAAGCAAGCGCCACAGCACUCUGCCUGCCUCCUUUGCUCAGCAUAGCCUUUUCAGGUGAACCAGAAAACGGCUGUUUUUAUGAGCAAAUAAGAAAAACAGGAAUCAUGAUGGGAAUGUAUUUAACAGAUCCGGUCCUGGAUAAAACUUAAAGCCAGUUCCUCUUCAACAUAGUGAAAAGGUCACCUUGCCUGGCUGAGAAAAGCAGCAAAAUACCAGCGUGUCGGUUUCUGUUAACAUCCUAGCCCUGGCUAGCCUCUCUGCCUAGAUGUUCGAGCAAAUUUGGGAUAUCUAGCUCUAAAGAGAGACAUCCUGUACUCAUGGUAGAUGAUAAAGAAAAGAACAUGAAAUGUCUCACCUUCUUCUUGAUGCUUCCAGAGACAGUAAAGAACAGGUCCAAGAAAGGUUCAAAGAAAACAAACAGCAGCAGCGGCGGCGGCAGCGGCGGUGGCGGUGGUGGCGGUGGCGGCGGCGGCAGUAAGUUGCCCCCAGUUUGUUAUGAAAUAAUUACCUUGAAGACUAAAAAAAAGAAAAAGAUGGCUGCUGAUAUAUUCCCCCGCAAGAAACCAGCCAGCUCCAGCAGCACCACUGUCCAGCAACACCAUCAGCACAAUCUCUGUAACAACAACCUCAUCCCGGCCCCCAACUGGCAGGGUCUUUAUCCCACCAUCAGAGAAAGAAAUGCAGUGAUGUUCAAUAAUGACUUGAUGGCAGAUGUCCAUUUUGUGGUUGGGCCACCAGGUGGGACUCAGCGGUUGCCAGGACACAAAUACGUCUUAGCUGUUGGGAGCUCAGUGUUCCAUGCAAUGUUUUAUGGAGAACUUGCUGAGGACAAAGAUGAAAUCCGAAUACCAGACGUUGAACCUGCUGCUUUCCUCGCCAUGCUGAAAUACAUCUAUUGUGAUGAAAUUGACUUGGCUGCGGACACAGUGCUGGCCACGCUGUAUGCUGCCAAAAAGUACAUAGUUCCUCACCUUGCCAGAGCCUGUGUCAAUUUCCUGGAGACCAGCCUGAGCGCCAAGAACGCCUGUGUGCUCCUGUCUCAGAGCUGCCUGUUUGAGGAGCCGGACCUCACACAGCGUUGCUGGGAGGUGAUUGAUGCUCAAGCCGAGUUAGCACUCAAGUCCGAGGGGUUCUGCGACAUCGACUUCCAGACGCUCGAAAGUAUCCUACGCAGGGAAACGCUGAAUGCCAAAGAAAUAGUGGUUUUUGAGGCAGCCCUGAACUGGGCUGAAGUAGAAUGCCAGCGGCAGGAUCUGGCCUUGAGCAUUGAAAAUAAGCGCAAGGUCCUAGGAAAGGCCCUGUACUUGAUCCGCAUCCCCACCAUGGCCCUGGAUGACUUUGCAAAUGGUGCUGCGCAGUCUGGGGUAUUAACUCUCAACGAGACUAAUGACAUCUUCCUCUGGUACACUGCGUCCAAAAAACCAGAACUGCAGUUUGUGAGUAAAGCCCGAAAGGGCCUAGUCCCCCAGCGCUGUCACCGGUUCCAGUCAUGUGCCUAUCGGAGCAACCAGUGGCGCUAUCGGGGUCGCUGUGACAGCAUCCAGUUUGCAGUUGAUAAGAGGGUGUUCAUCGCAGGCUUUGGGCUGUAUGGCUCCAGCUGUGGCUCUGCAGAAUACAGUGCCAAGAUUGAACUCAAACGGCAGGGCGUUGUCCUGGGCCAGAACUUGAGCAAGUACUUUUCAGACGGAUCCAGCAAUACCUUCCCUGUGUGGUUUGAAUAUCCGGUGCAGAUUGAGCCAGACACCUUCUAUACAGCCAGUGUGGUGCUGGAUGGCAAUGAACUCAGCUACUUCGGACAAGAAGGCAUGACCGAAGUUCAGUGUGGCAAGGUGACUGUCCAGUUUCAGUGCUCCUCGGAUAGCACCAAUGGCACUGGGGUACAGGGAGGGCAGAUCCCAGAACUCAUAUUCUAUGCUUGAACCUUCCUUUGCUUACGCAUCAUGAGGCACCCACAUGGGCCAUCCUUGCCUGACGCUUAGCUCGUCUCCAGAUAUGUGGUCAGCACAGGUAAUUUGUAAUGAAUGAAGCAGUAGGCAGUUUCUAAUGUCUUUGAACCUUUUAAUUAUGUACAGGCUAAAAUGCAACAUUCCGCUUUUAACUAUAUGCUUAGAAGAGCCAAGUUCUUACUCAGGCUUUGUGGUUUUAGAGUUGCGUCUGUAUGCCUACGGAGAUCACGUGCUUUUCCAAGUGCCCACCAACCUCCCACUUUUGUACCUCUGAAGAAGAUUUUGAAUUGACUUGAAUUUCCUUUGAUGAAUGGAAGUAUGUAUCCUAAAGUAAUAUCAAGUUAUUUUUCAACGGAACCCCUCCUUUCCUCUCAAAAUAAAUAAAAACAAAAAACAGGUGAACCUCA
Peromyscus eremicus (cactus mouse) is the source of this 2425-nucleotide messenger RNA. RefSeq names its product BTB domain containing 3 (gene Btbd3). Gene Ontology annotation, molecular function: protein binding. The record is from RefSeq and is a predicted model, not a curated record. NCBI's taxonomy places the organism in Eukaryota, Metazoa, Chordata, Mammalia, Rodentia, Cricetidae. The coding region runs from base 390 to 1991 and encodes 533 amino acids. Gene Ontology annotation, cellular component: cytosol. Gene Ontology annotation, biological process: cerebral cortex development; dendrite morphogenesis; neurogenesis. The transcript is spliced from 4 exons.